AUGCUGAAGCCGGAAGAGAGAUUCUUCGCUCCCAGCGGUAAUAUUUAUCCUGGUGGCCCAAGUACGUGGCACAUCAUGGAUUGGGACCAACGUCGCCUCAUUUCUGUCACCAUGGAUGAGGAGCUUGAAUCAGAAGAUCCAGCAAUCGAGCACCUCCAGAAACACGUCGAUGAUCUGGCACCAGAUGUCUUUGAGAUUCGGGUUUCACCGCAAGGUGACUUGGUCUCAACGUCCACUGAUCAAAAAGACGAUAAUACCUUGUGCCCAUAUCACCCUCCUCUCGAAGCAACCGAGCGCCCGGACGGAAUUCAAACAAUUUCAAGGUCAGAUCUGGAAGAGCUUGACCGGCUAGGCCCACUGGUAGAUCUUGUGAGAUGCCUUCGAUCCUCAGAUCCAGAUAAGAAGCUCGUUUUCAAGUAUUACUUUCUCGAUCAACGCCUAUCUUAUGUAUGGCAUGAGAUGAAUCUAUGGAUGCGUUUGCCCAAACAUCCACAUAUCGUGGCCUUCGAUAAGAUCGUUGUGGAUGAGAUUGAGGGCCGUUGCGUGGGUUUUACCACUGAAUAUAUCCCUGGUGGAACGCUUGAGGAGAAUAAAUCUCGAACCUUUAAGCUCAAGUGGCUCACACAGCUAAUUGCUGUAAUUGAUGAGCUUAACCUGAAUCUUGGUAUCGCUCACCAAGACAUUGCUCCUCGCAAUCUUCUUGUCGAUGAGGCAGCAGAUUCCAUAAUAAUAUUUGACUUUAACUUUUCAGUUCGGAUUGGAGAACCGGGCUACAGUGAGGCGCGAAACGACAUCAAGGGAGUCCUUUUCACCAUCUACGAGAUCAUCACUCGCGACGAAACACUGCGCGCCGUUCGUCACGAGGAACAAAUCGUCCAGGAGAUCGAAAAGAAGGAAUGGAUCCAGCACCCAGAUGUCCAACUUGACCACCCAGUCUGGGAGUUUCGCGAAGUCCUCAGAGAGUGGUCUGAAAAGCGCUGCAGAGGCAAACAGCUCGCCACCUACAAAGAUGCGCCUAAUUUCAUCGACUGGCCCGAUACUCCUCAACCGCCACUUUCCGAAAUGGUCGUUUACUACGAUGGCAAGCCAACUACAGAGCUUAUAUUACUCUGGAGUACAGAGAAGAAAAAGAUGUUAGAACAAGGCAAGACAGCACUGAACUGGCAACGGCCGCCGCAGUGCAAACUCAAGCCUGGGGAUAGAAUUCUAGUGACUGGCGAAUUCAUCGAACGGGCCUGA
Fusarium fujikuroi IMI 58289 is the source of this 1239-nucleotide messenger RNA. RefSeq lists its product as uncharacterized. The record is from RefSeq and is a predicted model, not a curated record. Gene Ontology annotation, biological process: protein phosphorylation. Gene Ontology annotation, molecular function: protein kinase activity; ATP binding. Lineage: Eukaryota; Fungi; Ascomycota; Sordariomycetes; Hypocreales; Nectriaceae. The transcript is spliced from 2 exons. The coding region runs from base 1 to 1239 and encodes 412 amino acids.